Girardinichthys multiradiatus is the source of this 3585-nucleotide messenger RNA. It is a transcript of the gene ankrd33ab, whose product is annotated as ankyrin repeat domain 33Ab. The record is from RefSeq and is a predicted model, not a curated record. Gene Ontology annotation, molecular function: protein binding. The transcript is spliced from 5 exons. Bases 255 to 1613 code for a protein of 452 amino acids. NCBI's taxonomy places the organism in Eukaryota, Metazoa, Chordata, Actinopteri, Cyprinodontiformes, Goodeidae.
UCCGUUAGGACUCUGUGAAGACUUCUCCCAGUUUUCUAUGAUGGCUCGGAAAUGGGUAAUGUCCAUCUGCUUGCAGAAACUUUAGGGAGCUGUGACAGCUGUUCUGGAAUAACACUGGGAGAAAUCAGACGUUAUUUAGAGGAAACGACGGAGGUGUAAUGCUGGAUUGUAACAACUCAUAGCUGAGCUGUUACCCUUUAUUGAUGUGACCAAACGAGCUCGAGUGAGUCCCAUUCCAGCGGUUCUGUUGGAGGAUGGCCACUGCCGCAGAGGACCCCCACCUGGGCUCAGGUCCAGAUGAUGACAACACAUCAGGACGAGACUCAGACUCUGAAAGCAUCCUCUCCGAUGACUCUGUGCUGCCUGACUACACACAGGGGGCAGCAAACAGCAGGGCAGCUAACACCGUGUAUGAGGCGUGCGCCUGCAAUGACUCCGCCGCUCUGCAGAAAGUUCUGGAGAGAGGGGUGACAAAGGAGGAGGUGAUGGAGCUGGACAUCAAUGGAUGGAAUGGCCUGAUGGUGGCUUGUUGCAAGGGUUUUCUUGACAUUGUGCACGGGCUCCACAGCUGUCCCUUUAUGGACAUAAAUCACCAGGACAAUGAAGGCAACACAGCACUAAUGAUUGCAUCACAAGGAGGUCAUAUAUUCACAGUGAUGUAUCUCCUAAACUACUACUCUGGUGUAGACACAGAAAUUAGGGACUGCAGAGGGUUCACAGCCCUCAUCAAAGCUGCUAUGACCGGCCGCUGUGAUGUCGUAGCUGCGCUUGUUAUGGCUGGGGCUGAUAUAAAUGCAGUAGACUCUUUCCGGGGAAAGUGUUCUCGGGACUGGGCUCUGAAAACAGGUCGCUAUGAGACCUUUCAUCGUCUCCGCUGCCUCACGAUGAGGCCAAAAGCCGAGCAGUUCUGUGAAAGCUACGUCCCAGAGUGGCCCGAGCUCACAGGGAGAGUGGCAAGAGCAACAUCUCAGAAGAGUUCUGCAGAAAAGAUCACACUGCGGAUCAAAAACAAAUUUGGAUUCAACUUUCCACGGGACCCCCAGGACAACGGGGUCAUGGACCACAUGGUGCGUAUGACCACCAGCAUCCACUGUCCUCUCAUUGCAACUGCGUCCCGUCCAUUGUGCCCCACGAGCCCACCAGAGGUGGGGAAGAGACGGCUUGCAGUGCCAGAGCUGGUGAAGAAACAUCCACAGAAGGAGCUAGAAGACAGCUCAGUGUGUCACAGCAACAGCUCAGUCUCGCAGAUCAUCCCCUCGAUCCACUCUGCAGAAACAGUGGCUUCAAUGUGCUGCCCUGACACCGAGAGGAGAGGCAGCAUCCUCUCAUUGGCCUCCAACAAGGUGGCCACAGCGUUCAUCCCUCGAAGCAUGGCCAGACGGAACAGCGUGUUCCCCUCCGGGUGUAUUCCUCAGAUUAGUGUGGUCAGGCCUUCAGACCCAACGCCGAAGAAAGAAAAAAAGAAGAAGAAAGACAAGCACUACCUGGAGCCACCUAAGUGGAAAUACAAGGAGCAAAAGGACGAGAAGAAGAAGGAGAAGAAAAAUGCUGAGAAAGACAAGGAAGGAAAAGGGAAUAAAAAGGAUAACAAGAGUGGGAAGACAAAAAAAUAAUAUUCCUGCUUUCACAAACAUUUUCUUCCAAAGUUCUUAUUCAUUUGAGCCAAGUAUGUAGGAAACAAAUAUAUAUCGAAAAACUCAUAGGCACUCUCCUUCAAAUAAUAAUAAUAAUAAUUCAGAAUACAAAUAGAAGAACGAUUCACGUUAAAACAAAUCUGAUUUUGGUCUUUUAAACCACGCUAUGCCAAUAAAGGUAUUCUAGUUUUUUGUUUUAUGAGGAGUGUGUCUUGGAGUUUGUGGACAUUCAAGUUCAUGCCUGUUCUAUCCAAAGAACAGCUUGUCUUUUUUUUUUAAAACACUGAAGCCCAGGAAGCACUCCUUCUACACAACCACCACAAAAAUACUUGUUUGAAACCUUUACAAUUUAGUAUCAGAACAUAAUGCACUUUUUUAAAUAGUCUAGCAAUAUUUGAACCUUUAUUGCAUCAGGUAUUACAGGUUCAGUGCCUACCUCAUUACCCAUUUAAUAAAACCAAGCGGCCACAGAUAAGGUGUUUGUGUUUAUAUAUAUAUAUGUGCAUGUGUGUGUGGUUAUUUACAACACAUGGUGUAAAUAUAGAAGCAUGAUUAUUGCAGGUUAUUAUUGAUGCUGUGUAAUACAAAUAUAGGGACUGCUUUGACUUUAAGGUAGGGUAAUGUUCAAAAAUAUACCUACAGCCUAAACUUUUUUUCAUUUGUCAAAAAAAACCACACAAACCUCAGGGGAUGUUACUUCAUAUGUGACGGAUCAACACAAAGUAGCCAAAAUCUAUGAAGCGGGAGAAAAAUCAUACAUAGUUUCCAAACAUUUGAGCAAAUAAAAACCUGAAAAGUGUGGCAUGCAUUUGUGUUUGGUUCCCUUUACUCUGACACCCUGAAAUAAAAUUCCGUGCAGCAAAGUUGCCUUCAGAAGUCACUGAAUUUUUAAUUAGAGUCACCCUGUGGUCAAUUUACUCUCUGUAUAAAUACAGCUGCUCUGCAAUGACCUCAGAGGUUUGUUAGAGAACAAACAGUGAACAAACAGCAGCAUUAAAAUCAUCAGGGGACUCAACAGACAGGUCAUGGAGAAAGCUGUGGAGAAGUUCAAGAAAGGGUUAGGUAAUAAAACAACAAGCGAAGCAACACACUAAGCGCUACUUAUGACAGAGAACCAACAGGAAGCUGGUCACAGUUGAUUGGUAGAUGGAUGAGUUAAACAUACAGAAUAGCUACAAUGGGAUGAAUGAAGCAUAAAAAUUCAGUAGUGCUGGAGACAUAGCCCAAAAGCCUUGCAGAGUAAUUGCAAAAAGAACGGUGAUUAUACAAAUCGUUCACUCUGGGGCUUGAAUAAAAAUACACAUUCAUAUUUGUAUUUAUUAAACAAUAGAAACUAAUAUGUACCCUUUUCCUUCCACUUUGUAAGUAUGAGCCACCGUGUGUUGCUCUAUCACAUAAAACCCCAAUAAAAACAUUGAAGUUUGUGGUUGUGACAAACGUGACAAAAUGUAGAAAGGUUCACAGGCUGUGAGUAUAUUUGCAAGCCGGUUUAUCCAAAUGGAUGGAACUUUAUUGUUUUGCAGCCUGUGUGAAUGAGAAAGUAUGAAACUAAGAGUACGUUUUAAUCCUCCAACCUUCUGCAGUUUUGUGAUAUUGCCAACACUGCUCCUCAUGACAUAAACUGCUUUUGUAAAGUUGCAAAGUCUAUAAGUGCACGGAUUCAUCUUGCAGGAAGUUUUAAAUAAAUUUAGUUGCGAAAGUUUCUGAUAUAUUUGUUAGUAUCUGAAGCUCUACUUUAUAUUGUAUGUAUAUAUAUAUAAAAUUAUAUAUAUAUAAUUAUAUAUAAUUUAUUGUGUAACAUGAAAUAAAAUAUCAUUGAAUCCACCAAAUGUUUAUAUCUCUGCAGUUUACAUACAUUCUAUUAAGCGUCCAGAACUUUCUUGUUCAUUAAAAAUUUAUGAAUAAUUAUUUCAUGAUCAUUAAUAAUGACAUUAAAAAUUAUUCAUUCAUG